Messenger RNA from Raphanus sativus (radish), 957 nucleotides. RefSeq names its product VAMP-like protein YKT61. NCBI's taxonomy places the organism in Eukaryota, Viridiplantae, Streptophyta, Magnoliopsida, Brassicales, Brassicaceae. The transcript has 6 exons. The record is from RefSeq and is a predicted model, not a curated record. Gene Ontology annotation, cellular component: Golgi apparatus; membrane. Gene Ontology annotation, biological process: endoplasmic reticulum to Golgi vesicle-mediated transport. The coding region runs from base 138 to 737 and encodes 199 amino acids. Gene Ontology annotation, molecular function: SNAP receptor activity.
UCCUUUUUUUUUAACCACCGGACUUUGAGUUUUUUUUUUGGUCUUCCCAAGGUGCCUACCGACGCCUCUUCUCCUCUCCUUCCGUUUAAUCGCUUCCUCGUCACGCAACCUUUUUUGAUCCACCCCCGGAGACAGCUAUGAAGAUCACAGCCUUGCUUGUUCUGAAGGCCGCUCCCGAAGCCACGGAUCCCGUCAUCCUCGCCAACGCUUCCGACGUCUCUCACUUCGGCUAUUUCCAGCGAUCUAGCGUCAAGGAGUUCGUCGUCUUUGUCGGUCGCACCGUCGCCAGCCGCACCCCUCCUUCCCAGCGCCAGUCCGUCCAGCACGAAGAGUACAAGGUUCACGCUUACAAUAGAAAUGGACUUUGCGCUGUUGGAUUCAUGGACGAUCAUUACCCUGUUCGAAGUGCCUUUUCUCUUCUCAAUCAGGUUAUAGAUGAGUACCAGAAGAGUUUUGGUGAGACAUGGAGGUCUGCUAAAGAAGACUCCUCUCAGCCCUGGCCUUACUUAGCCCAAGCUCUUACCAAAUUUCAGGACCCAGCAGAGGCUGAUAAGCUGUUGAAAAUCCAGAGGGAGUUGGAUGAGACCAAGAUUAUCCUUCAUAAGACCAUUGAUAGCGUUCUAGCCCGUGGUGAGAAGCUUGACAGCCUAGUUGAGAAGAGCUCUGAUUUGAGCAUGGCAUCCCAGAUGUUCUACAAGCAAGCAAAGAAAACCAAUUCAUGCUGCACUAUUCUUUGAGCUGGAUGUCCUAAGGUAUAUAUAUAUAUAUAUAUAUAUAUAAUCAACCAAGCUGUUGCUGGAGGUCGACCCUGUUUUUCAUUUUCAUGUAUUUGAUUUCGUCUAUCUUGUUCUCAUGCACUUGAAAUUCCACAAGACUCGAGUCAUAUGGUGUGUCGUCCAAAUACAUGUUAAUUUGAAUUGUCUUUGCCAGAUUUAUAUGAUUGCUUUUGUUCAUGUU